AUGACAUCUACGCCAAUCGCCCUGGUCAUCUGCAGCACCAGGCAGGCACGAGUGAAUCCAUCUAUCGCUCGUUACGUCCUCGACGUGAUUUCACAACUAAAUCACCAGGAGACUAUUGAAAUUCUUGAUAUCGCCGAUCACGGGCCCCCCCUGUAUGAUGAGCCCAGUGUUCCAUCUCACCUCCCAGAGGCUGAUCCGACGCCUCAUUACGCUCACCAACACACGCGAUCUUGGUCUGCUACAGUCCAGCGGUAUAGUGCAUUUAUUUUCGUGACGCCCCAGUACAACUGGAGUAUUCCAGCUAGCCUGAAGAACGCAUUGGACUAUCUGUUCUAUGAAUGGAAAGGUAAGCCUGCUGCCAUUGUGACAUAUGGAGGCAGAGGGGGUGGAAAGGCGGCAGAUCACUUGCGAGCCAUUUUGCAAGGAUUGAGGAUGAAACCGGUUCUUACUGCCCCUGGACUGGUGGUUAAGACCGCGGCCAUGGAGUCAGGGGGUAACAUGGAGAAUCGGGAAACGUGGCGCGGAAGUGAGGUGGAAGAGAAAAUAACUGCUAUGUUUCUUGAGUUGGUAGAAGAAAUGCGCGUAUAG
This is a messenger RNA of Penicillium salamii, 588 nucleotides long. The record is from the annotation of a GenBank genome assembly. NCBI's taxonomy places the organism in Eukaryota, Fungi, Ascomycota, Eurotiomycetes, Eurotiales, Aspergillaceae.